GCCGUCGGUCAGAGUGGCGCUCGGCCGCUCGGAUGUUCCGCUGCGUCGGGAAUCAGACGGAGAGGACGCAGCAAAUCAAGUGAAACAAAUCUUCUGACAGGAGGAAAAAGUUCAUGCUGGAGUUCCCGAGGAGCCCGCAGACCCCGCAGGGCCACAUGAAGUCCAAGCUGAACAUGGAGAGUCUGACCAAGCCAGAGUUGCUGAUGCUUUUCAGCAUCCUGGAAGGAGAACUGGAGGCCCGGGACCUGGUCAUUGAUGCCCUGAAGGCCCAGCGCAAAGAGCUGUUUGUCCAGGAGCGCUACGGCAGGUACAACCUCAGCGACCCCUUCCUGGCCCUGCAGAGGGACAACGAGGCUGUGGGGGGCCAGGGCAAGGAGCCGGGCUGUUCUCCAUCUGCCACCAACCCUCUGGUGGUUCUCAAACUGGUGGUGAGCCACUGCAGGAGGAUGCAAGAGAAGAUGUUGGCCCAGCUGGCUGCAGCAGAGAGCAGGCACAGACGGGUAAUUGCAGACCUGGAGGAGGAGAAGAGGAGGCACGCUGAGGACACAGCGGAGGGAGAUGAUGUCACCUACAUCCUGGAGAAGGAGAGGGAGCGCUUACAACAACAGCUGGAGUUUGAGCGCAGCCAGGUCCGGCGGUUGGAAAAAGAACAGCGGCGAAUUACUGACCAGCUGGAAGAAGAGCGUGCCCAGCACAAACAGCUCUCCUGUGCUUUGGCCAAAGAGUGCAAGUGGGCGAGUGCCAGAGCUCUGGAGGAGGGUCACCGGCUGACUGAGCUGAGCCGCAAACUUGACAAGGAAAAGGAGGCUUGUCAGGCCCUGACGAAGGAGCUGGAGGAUGAGAGGAGGAGAACCCUUAGGAUGGAGGCGAGAGUGGAGGAGCAGCUGGCCGAGUUUGACACGGAGCGAGAGCAACUCCGCUCACGUUUGAAGAAGGAGGAAGCCCACUGUUAUCAGCUGCAACUGCAGGUAGAGGAGCUGAAGAGGAACACGGAGGAGGUGAACAUGACGAGAGAUACGGCUCCGGGAGAGGCAGGGGGAAAGGAGUGGGCCACAAAAGUUCCUCCCGGAAAGACAACAGUAGACACUAUUAAGGUUGAUGACCUUGAGGAAGACAGAAACGAGCCCCCUGUGCAAGCCAACGGACACCAUGGUCCGAUGGAGACCAACGGGCACCAUGGUCCAAACAACGACCUCCCAGAGAAGGUUUGUCAACAGAAUGGGAAUGAAAACCCUCCAGUUCAUCAGACCCAGGUGUCAUCAUCCCCCUGCGCAUCGCCUGUUCUUUCCACACGCCCUGCGGGCAGCCCAAGUCCUGGUGGCUACCAGUCUCCCUACCAGGCCGGGAUCAACCAGCGCUUCCAUGCCGCUCGUCAUAAGUUCCAGGGCACCGCGGACCCAGAGCCCCAGUCCCAGGCCACACAGCCGGCACUUCCUCUCUCGCCAAAGGAGCUCUCCUCUGUGACCAGCGCCUCGCCCCCCGAAGCCAGCCCAGUCAAGCAGAUGGCCCGGAGCACAGUCACUCAGGUCCUGUCUCGCUUCACGACCGUCCAGCAGAGCGCCACGCCGAAGCCCGCGGCGCCAAACAAUUCGCCCUUCGGCACGGACUACCGCAGCCUGGCUGCGCCCUUGUCUCCCGUCAUCGGAAGGGCUGCCGGGGCGCUACCACAGGGGAUCAGAUCACCCGUCAUCCCCAGGGCAGAUAGGGGCAAUCCUCCACCCAUCCCCCCGAAGAAGCCCGGUCUGGCUCAGGCCCCUCCCUCCCCGGCGGCGGUGCCCAGGUCUGCGAGUCACUUCUCCGACAGCCCCCUCUCAGGCAGCUGUGGCCUCACCUCCGGUCAGGACGGAGUCAAAGAACUGGACAUGGUGGUUUCAUCUAAUUAAGUCCUCGCAAUAGAUUCGUCAGCUGCUGCUCCGCUUGUGACGUCACAGUUUUGAUCCACAUCCCAUAACUGAGUUCGAGAUGUUGUCUUGUACAUUCUACAGGAUUUAUAUCCUGUUUAUUUGAACAAAAGGUCCCUUCAAACACUGUUAAGAUAUUUGUAUUUAUUAGAUUGUUUUGUUUUUUUAAAUAUGCAUUACGGCACUAUUUUAGGUAUUGGUUGAAAGGUUGGUACUAAUGAGCAGCUACAGUUUGUAGUUUUAGUUCCCAAAAGUGCCAACACCGUUUGCUGAGUACAGUUACAGUAACUCAAGUCUUUUUCAAUGGUGUCACUUUUGUUCAUAUUUAGCAAGUAUGUAUAAUUCUAUUAUUAUUACAAAUAAUCAUCACAUAUCAUGCUCGGACCAAUGUUUGCUGCAUAGUGUCAUUUCAUUGUACAAACAGUCAUAUGUAGCUGUCAUUUUUAUAAAAAUGUAUAGUUUAUUUUAUUGUAUUAUAGUUUUAUAUGACAUAAUCUAACCAGUGUUUUGCUGCACAUUGUUUAUGUAUCAUUUUAAUGAUCAUAUAGGCUUCGAUCACAGUGUGCGAUCAAUGUGGGUUUUUCUAAGCCUGAUGCUGAUAUUUGAAGAGUUGGGAUAUAGACAUGUUUUGUUUUUUUAGCUUUUGCUAAAGCAAAUAACACAAUAGCUUUUUUUAACACCAAUGUUUUAUUCACUUGGACACUAAAUUAAGUUUUCUAAAAAUUGCCAGAUGUCGGCCUGAUUAAUUGUCCGAUCAGUUAAUCUGUCCAUCAUUAGUCACAUUUGUACAAUGUUUAAGAUUAGUGAGUCUUGAUCAAUGUCUUGCCUUCGUUGUUUAUAAGAAACAUUACUAAACACUGCAAAUAUCUUUAAAUCCAUCCAUGGCUUUGAUUUAUAUCAUGACAUAACUGCCAUGUUUGUCAUCUCUUCUUUUACCAGAUCCUUUUUACAGUAGUGUAAAUGCUAGAAAGUGACAGAUUUAAUAAAUUAGUCCUAAAUACUGUCAUGUUUUCAUAAUUUACUCAUACUCUUACAGGAAGAGCUCAAGUGAUUUCAUCCCAACAGCAUGAAUGAUCCGAUAAGGAAAAUAAUUUUUGAGGAAGAAUUUGUGCAAUACAUGUAAAUAACAUAGUCUGUAUUUUGUAAUAUUACAUAGACAGUAAAGUUAUAUUUGCAAGCUUUAGUAGUUACUGAUACUGCCCGGUAAAAUCAGAAUCAUGUUAAAUCACUAUUUUUUCUGUAUAUAUCACUUUUUAAAAAGGUUUCUUUGAGUUUGAGAGUUUCUGGAUGAGAAAGGAAAGUUUCCCUCUUGUAAAUGAACCUCUUAAAAAUAUAAAUGCAUUUGAAAGGA
This is a messenger RNA of Scophthalmus maximus (turbot), 3252 nucleotides long. RefSeq names its product CTTNBP2 N-terminal like a (gene cttnbp2nla). NCBI's taxonomy places the organism in Eukaryota, Metazoa, Chordata, Actinopteri, Pleuronectiformes, Scophthalmidae. The transcript is spliced from 7 exons. The record is from RefSeq and is a predicted model, not a curated record. The coding region runs from base 114 to 1883 and encodes 589 amino acids.